GGGGCAAAACCUUGUAUAUAUAUAAAUAUUUUAUUGUCACAAAACUUAUUGUUACUUUCAUGUUUUUCUUAGAAGAUUAGGUAUUGGCUAGUGGCUUUGCCUACAUAUUUAAUCCCCUUUAAAAUACGAGCUAUCAUCCUUAUGAGGUUGCAAUACGAUUUUUAGACGAUCCUUUUAACAACGUUAAGACAAAGCCCUUUCAAUAAAAUAAUAUUUUGAAAAUCAUGCUUUAAUUGUAGGAGUAAUAGCGCAACAAACAUAUAAUCGAAUUGAGAAGUUCCUCCUUUUCCAAAUAGCUAAAAGGCCUUGUGACAUUAGUCAUUACCUACCUGCUAAUGAAAUUUCUGUCAAAACCGGUCCAGGAAUUCUAAGGAUUAGCUGGAACGAAAAGACGAACGGAGAGACAAAUAAUUAAAAAAAAAAUAAGGAGGAAUCGUAUAUUCUUCGACAUGCGUUCAGUGAAAAGUGUAUAAUUUGAAAUUACAAACAAUCGCUUUAAUAACUGUCUAUUGAUAGACAAUUGUACCUCUAAUUUCAGGAAAAUAAAAAUAUCAAAUUCCUUAAUCCUAAGACGCCCUGAAUGUUCCAGAUUUAUGGAUACAUGAAGUUUUCUUAAAAUAGAGUAAUUUAAUAUCGGCAAAGCAUAGCUUCUGUAAAUAUAAGACAAUAGUUAUAUAAAAUGUAGUGUAGAGAGGCUCGAUAAGCACUAGAACAAACAGUCUUCUAUCACCGCAGACAAUUCAUUUGUAACUCAAAUGGUAAUGUCCUUUUGUAACAAAACACACUUACGAUGAUAUUAACCAUCUCCUCCGAGCGACGCGGCCGUGUUUUAUAUCAGAGGUAUAGCCGUCUUAGUUAGUGGAUUUUUUAUUUUGACCAAUAUUAAAAUGAAUUUGUAAAUUUAUUAAAAUCUAAUUUAGUUAUACUUCUGUGUAUCGGAGUGUUCCGUUAUGGUCGACCACAGCGAAGUAGAUAUCCUUCCAGUGGGGGGAGGCCAUGGGAGCGCCAGAAGCAAACGCGCUGGCGAGUGGUGUCGCGUGUGGUCGGUGUCGGCGGCCGAGUUGUGCGGCACCUCGCUGCUUGUUCUCUUGUCAUGUCUGCCCGCGGCGGCCGACCCCCAGCCGGGCCUGCUGCAGCGCUCUCUGUCGGCGGGCCUGGUGGUGGCUCUUAUAGUGCAGUGUUUCGACCACGUGUCCGGAGCUCAUCUCAACCCGACCGUGACCGUGGCGGCCGCCCUGUCCGGACGAACGCCCUUGCCCGUGGCAGCCGCUAUGUGUGCUUCUCAGCUGGCGGGCUCCGCGUUGGGGGCAGUCGCCGCUCGCCUUCUCUCCUCGCGGGACAUCAUCACUGUUUGCAUCACGACGCCCGCUUCUCAUAUCAGUGUAUAUCAGGCGGUGGUGAUAGAGAUGUUGCUGGGUUGUUGCCUGGCGCUGGCUAACUUGUCUUCGUGGGAUGUACGGAAUCAAUACCUCAUCGACUCUUGGCCACUCCGCAUCGGCUUCACCGUCUCAUCGCUCUCCCUCGUAGCAGGCGACCUGACCGGUGCGAGUAUGAACCCCGUACGCAGCUUCGCCCCCGCCCUUUGCAGUGGAAACUGGACCGCACACUGGGUGUACUGGGUGGGUCCCCUGAGCGGCUCUUGCUUGGCUGUGGCGCUGUACGCGGCCCUGUGGCGGGACACCGCCGCCGCCCCGCGCCGGACCGCACCCUCCUCUACAUGCACCUACACACACCAACAGAACAAGACGUAGCCCGAGCGAUGAGGUGUCAUCGACGAGCCGCCAAUAACUUAAUAAAGCAUAGUACUUUAUAGAUUG
Molecule: messenger RNA, 1817 nt
Organism: Danaus plexippus (monarch butterfly)
Lineage: Eukaryota; Metazoa; Arthropoda; Insecta; Lepidoptera; Nymphalidae
Product: aquaporin AQPAe.a-like
Exons: 5
Coding region: 951-1751 (266 amino acids)
Biological process (GO): transmembrane transport
Cellular component (GO): plasma membrane
Molecular function (GO): water channel activity
Source: RefSeq, a predicted model, not a curated record